CCCCCACCCUGGUCACCGCCAACACUUGAGCACGGCGGGCUGUCAGGCUGGGAGCUCCGGAGCAGAGCUGGCUUUACACGCCAUCCCUUUUCCCACUGAGAGAGAGACCCGGGAAGGGCUCGGUUUGCUGAACGGACGGCGCUUCCCUCAGCCCACGCCGCUGCCCUCACGGCGCUGCCCUCACGGCGUUUCCCUCAGCCCGCCCCGCUGCCCUCACGGCGCUGCCCUCACGGCGCCCGCUCCUCCGCCCUCCCCGCCGUGUCCUCGCGCGGCCGCCGUAGCGCGCGCGUGUGCGCCCCGCGCGGCGCUGUCGCUGCGCAGCGCCCGCGUUCUUACAAUGGCUGAGGAUUUGAUAGCAGCGGUUGCCAGCCAGACAAAGAGACUCAACAGCAGCAGCGAAGUGGUUCAAAGGCUGGAAGAAAACGGGCAUCAGAACAAAAAGUUGAAGAGCGAUGCGGAUGAGGAAGAUGCAGAGGAUCAGAAUAAGAAGUUACCCAAAAGGAAGAUUGUGCUGUUGAUGGCAUAUUCAGGGAAAGGCUACCAUGGCAUGCAAAGAAACGUGGGAUCUUCACAGUUCAAGACAAUUGAAGAUGACCUGGUCUCUGCCCUUGUUCAGUCAGGGUGCAUCCCAGAGAACCACGGGCAGGAUAUGAAGAAGAUGUCUUUCCAGCGCUGUGCUCGAACAGAUAAGGGUGUGUCUGCAGCUGGACAGAUUGUGUCACUGAAGGUCAGGCUAAUAGAUGACAUCUUAGAAAAGAUCAAUAAUCAUCUUCCUUCUCACAUCAGAAUUCUGGGCCUGAAGAGAGUCACUGGGGGAUUCAACUCCAAGAACAAAUGUGAUGCCAGAACCUACUCCUACAUGCUGCCCACGUUUGCCUUUGCCCAUAAGGACCAUGAAGGGCAGGAGGAGCUUUAUAGGCUGGACAGAGACACCCUUGAAAGGGUCAAUCAGCUGCUGGCCUGCUACAAAGGGACACACAACUUCCACAACUUCACAUCCCAGAAGGGCCCCAGGGACCCCAGUGCCAAGAGGUACAUCAUGGAGAUGUACUGUGGAGAGCCCUUCGUCAGGGAAAACAUGGAAUUUGCAGUGAUCCAAGUGAAGGGUCAGAGUUUCAUGAUGCACCAGAUCAGGAAGAUGAUUGGGCUGGUGAUAGCAAUUGUGAAGGGUUAUGCUGCUGAGUCCAUCAUGGAGCGCAGCUGGGGAGAGGAGAAGGUUGAUGUCCCCAAAGCCCCAGGACUUGGGCUGGUUUUGGAGAAAGUACACUUUGAAAAAUACAACAGGCGUUUUGGGAAUGAUGGGCUGCAUGAGCCACUGGAGUGGACAGAGGAGGAGGAGAAAAUUGCUGUUUUCAAAGAGCAGUACAUCUAUCCUACCAUUAUCAACACGGAAAGGGAGGAGAAAUCCAUGGCAAACUGGCUAAAAACCCUCCCCAUUCAUGACUUCAACUCCUCUACUGUUGAGAUGCAAACUAACAACAAAACUGCAAAGAAGAGCAGCGACCUCGAAGGCAGCGACGGCUGUGGCGAUGAUUCCGACUGAGCCGGCAGGUGGCUGGACAUGGGACGCUCGCUGCUUGCAGUUCCCUUUGUCUACAAAAAAGUGGCCUUUCCAUAUCCAAGAAUCCAGUGAAACAGGAGUUGGUGUGCUUGCAGAAUGAGAACUGGGUGCCCAGGAGAAACUGGGUGGGGAAGACAGCGCAGUAGAAAAACCAGAAGUUUUUUAUACCACUGACUGAGUCACCUGACUGAUAUACUUGAAAACAGUGUAGUGGGAAAGCAGCUUUCUAAAAAAAAAUCUUGAAAUGCAGGAUAUCUUAACUGCUAUUUGAAUAAUGUUUUUAUUAUGUUUACCUGGAAAAUAGUAUUUUAAAUAUGUAUAAUCUCUACAUAAAGAUGGGGCGAAUCAUUUUAAUAUACUCUUUUUUACUAUGAAGUUAUGACUUCAUGAGCUUAUGAUUUUUUAAAAAUAAUUUACCUUUACUCAAACUGAAUCUCUAAGCUCUUAUUUUUCAUGUCAUCCGUGGUUUUCCUAUGGAAUAACAUGUAUGACCCUGAGAUUAACUCAGUUACGGUGUGGUGCUAAAAAUGCCAGGGUUGUGGAGUCAAUCCCUUUAUGGCCAUUCACUUAAGAGUUGGACUUGGUGAUCCUUGUGGGUCCCUUCCAACUCAGAAUAUUCUGUGAUUUACAAACUAUGGGUUAGAAACUCAUCAUGCUGACUGCUGUGAGCUCUUUUGGUUUUGAAACAAAUUUCUGUGUUUUCUAGAGCUUCGCAGGUCUAAAAGAAAUUAUUCCUUUCUCAGUGAGAGGGCUUCAGUUUGGAACAUGACCUGAGCCAUGCAUUCCAAGAUGAGACCUUUCCUGUGGGAGGUGCCAUCCUCCCAGCAUUGCCCUCGUGCUUGGGCAAGUUCAAGGGUAUAAAAACACAGCUCCAGGUGUAGUUGGGCCUUUGCUGGCUGAGAUGUAACCCCAAAAUCCUCUUGAGCCAUCUGCAGGAUCCAGAGUUGAAUUGACUUGGCAUGUGGGAAAGAAAUGGUGCUGAAUUCUCUGGGCUUUAAUCAGGGUUUGUGAACUCUUCAAUCCCAUCAAGCUCCUCAGAGCAGGGAAUGUCUGCAGUGAUAUGGGAGGCACAUGUCUGAGCAUUGCCAUCCGCUGGGAAUCAGUUUCAGUUUUCUGUGUUUUCAGGAAUUGCAUACUCUGGAGUUCAUGCUCCUUUUCCCCAUCAGUGAUUUAACUUCUGGUUCUUGUUUCCAGCUCUCUGUGGAGGUGGCAGAAGAAAUGACACCCUCCUGCCUUACCAGCCUGCAGAACACCAUUGAAGGGUUAGAACAAGACUCCAGGAAUUUGGGUAUUAGUACAAGUGCUUGAUACACUUCCCUUGCUGAGUCUCUGUGGAGACUUGCUUUUUAAUAUGGGACUACUGAAAAUGAGGAGUCAGCUCUUUGUUCCCACAUUUAGUGGUGUUUUGCCAAAGCCUUUAAUUUUAUGGUUCCUUCUGGAAUGAUUCUUUUGGUUUUGCAGGGUGUUUUUUUGGGGUUAGUGGAGAUUUUGGGGGAUUUUUUGGGGCACAACUUCCUUUAACAAAGGAUUCCCAUGUUCAUUUUAUCUGGGUUUUCUUUACAGCUUUUUAUUUUAUUGUGAAGGCCUUGCUCGAUUUUAUGAAAGCAAAUGUGUAGAAGUGCCCUGGAGAGGGUUUUUGCCUGGAUUUUCAUUUACAUCCCUUGCUGGUGCAUACUAUCGACCUACUGUGCUUUAUCUUCGAUCCAAAGCUCCGUUUCUCCACGCCUUUCAAUCUGAAAAAAACCCUACCUUUAUCCACUUAUAAUAAAAGCCCCAAAGCUGUGAUAUGUA
Molecule: messenger RNA, 3352 nt
Organism: Pyrgilauda ruficollis (rufous-necked snowfinch)
Lineage: Eukaryota; Metazoa; Chordata; Aves; Passeriformes; Passeridae
Gene: PUS1
Product: pseudouridine synthase 1
Exons: 6
Coding region: 338-1543 (401 amino acids)
Biological process (GO): tRNA pseudouridine synthesis; mRNA pseudouridine synthesis
Cellular component (GO): nucleus
Molecular function (GO): pseudouridine synthase activity; RNA binding
Source: RefSeq, a predicted model, not a curated record